Molecule: messenger RNA, 744 nt
Organism: Medicago truncatula (barrel medic)
Lineage: Eukaryota; Viridiplantae; Streptophyta; Magnoliopsida; Fabales; Fabaceae
Exons: 1
Coding region: 1-744 (247 amino acids)
Source: RefSeq, a predicted model, not a curated record
AUGGGGUGGGAAGAAGGAGGUAGUGGGUGGAGGUGGAGGCGUCGGUUGUGGGCGUGGGAGGAGGAUGGAGUGAGGGAGUGUGUGAAUUUAUUGAAUAACGUUACUUUGCAGGAAAAUUUACAGGACCACUGGCGUUGGUUACUUGAUCCGAUACAUGGAUACUCGGUUCGUGGGACGUAUCGCUUUCUAACAUCUAUGGAUGAUCAGGUGAUCGUUGUUGUUAACAACGAUGUGUGGCAUAAAUUGGUUCCUACAAAAGUAUCUCUUUUUGCUUGGCGUCUCUUGAAAGAUAGAAUUCCGACCAGAUCAAAUUUGGUCCGUAGACAUGUUAUUCAACCUAACGAAAACUUGUGUGUUGGACGAUGUGGUUGCAUUGAAACAGCGGAUCAUCUUUUCAUAGGUUGUGAUUUGUUUGGGAGCGUGUGGUUUUUAAUUUGUCAUUGGAUUGGUUUUUCUUGUGUGUUUCCCGGUUCAGUUACCAAUCAUUACCUUCAGUUUUCUCAUUUGGCGGGUUUGCCACGAGUUUCGCACGCUUUCCUUAAGGUUAUAUGGCUUGCUUGUGUUUGGACAAUUUGGAAGGAGAGAAACAACUGUAUCUUCAAAAAUGCGGUAAUUGAUCCUUACAAUAUUGUUGAAAAGGUGAAGAUGAAUUCCUUCUUAUGGCUUUCGUCGAAUUUUGUACCAAUUGCAUUUAGUUUUCAUGAUUGGUGGAGACACCCAUUACUUUGUAUGGGUGUUGUGUAA